UAAUGACGCGCUGAGCUGUCACUGCGAAAUAGACCACUUCGAGCUACUUCGGAACGAAAGCCCAACCGUGUCUGGACGUACCCCCAGCGUCGCAAUUCAGUGCCUCGCUGUGUCGGACUUCGCCGUCGGAGCCGUCGAAUUUUGUUGCCAGUGGGUUCGUCGUCUGCUGCUGGUCAUUUUGAGCUAAGGGACGACGGGUCUGGUGGAGUAUCGACAGUUCUGAGUCAGCUUGCGGUGUAGGUUUGCCAACUUCACGAGGUGAGCGAGCGAGAUGGCUAGCUACGAGUUGUACAGGAAAUCCUCCAUCGGAGUGAGCCUCACGGAUGCCUUGGACGAGCUCGUUACCAACGGCACGAUUUCUCCUCUGCUCGCUGUCAAAGUGCUCAUGCAGUUUGAUAGGUCAAUGAAUGAAGCUUUGAGCACGAAAGUGAAGGUCAAGACCAGUUUCAAGGGACAUCUUCACACUUACAGGUUCUGUGACAACGUUUGGACCUUCAUCUUGGAGAAUGCAUCAUUUAAAACAGAUAACGAUGUUACAGCUGUGGACCGGGUGAAAAUUGUUGCUUGUGAUGCCAAGAUUCUUGCUCGUUGAGGUGGCUGGGAAAGGGGAAUGGAGGAGUUGCAGAGCUCCACUUAUCCAGGUCGUAUUUUUCUGUGUGCCAUAACGUGUCGAGACCUAGCACCGCAGUUGUCAGUUGAGAUCCUCACUGAUACGAGCUUGAACUGCUUGAACUUGGAGGCAUUGCGAGUUUGAUUUGAAAUAUGAGAUACGUGAGCGCAACAGAUGGCAUCGCUCUUUCAAUGCGGUGUUUGAAUAUUCAAUCAUGAAGUGAAGGAUUUUAAUGGAGUAGUUUUAAUGGGUGCUCUUCUCCGUCCCUUUGUAAGCUGCAUAUAUUCUCAAAUGUAGGCAGGAUUUGCUACAUGCGUAUCUUUAACGCUUCAAUCUAAUAAAAUUACUAAUAAUCCAUUUUCAUUGAAAGUGAGAUCGUUAGCUUCGGUGUAGUAAGCAAUCCCUACAAGUGUUUGGAAGAGAAUGUCAAUUUUUCCACUGUUCAACUGUGUAUGCGAAUAUUUUCGAUUAAUAUUCCAACACAUCUUAGUA
Messenger RNA from Physcomitrium patens, 1102 nucleotides. RefSeq names its product transcription initiation factor IIA subunit 2. NCBI's taxonomy places the organism in Eukaryota, Viridiplantae, Streptophyta, Bryopsida, Funariales, Funariaceae. Gene Ontology annotation, biological process: transcription initiation at RNA polymerase II promoter. The record is from RefSeq and is a predicted model, not a curated record. Gene Ontology annotation, cellular component: transcription factor TFIIA complex.